CUUUGGAAGAAAAAUGUCACACCUGAAAAAAGAAAAGAGAAUCAGCUGCUUUGGCCCGUGCGUGAGGCGUUUCCCUGGAAACCGCAGGAACAGACAGCGGAAAAUGCCGGCUGAUUUGUGGCUGGCUGAACCCGAGGCUCGGAGGCUCAGUUAAUCAUUAGGGCAGACGGGGUACACAAAAACCCGGCAAACAGUAAACACCUCGGCUGGAGGCUCCACGGGAGGAGUUUGGGCCGAGCUCUGCGACCUUUUUGUGCGGGACGUGGGACGCUGUCCUGUUUUUUUUUUUGGUUUUUUUUUGGGAGAUGUUUGUCCUCUUCUGUCCUGGAGUUCAUCUGUAGGCUGGGACACACGCUGCUGAGGGAACCCCCACUAUCCCCCCACCCCACCUGGAAAUCAGGGUCUCGCUGGAGAGGUGUGUGAGCGCGCCGUUGGAGAUGAGUUUCGGGGUGAGUUUCGGCACGUUUCCGGGACGGUCGGGGUUUCGGUGAAUGGACCGGCGCCAGAGGGACCCCUGAUGUCCGCGCUGCUGGUGGCCGGGCUGCUCCUCCUCCUCCCUGGGCUCAGCUGGGGCUCGGCAUCGCCAUGGAGACCCUGCACAGAUCUGUUGCCGCUCGACUUCCUGUCCCUGGUUCUUCCCAAGGGCGGGGAGGCCCUGAUGGGGGUGCGCAUGGUUCAGGACGGGGGGGCCCGGGGGCUGCGUUUCACCGGGCCCCCCCGCGCGCUCAGCUUCCCCGCCUCUCAGCUCUUCAUCAACUGCGAGCUCUUCCCUCAGGAGUUCUCCAUCGUGGUCACGCUGAAAGUGGCCCGUGUGGCCCCUAAGAAGAGCGAGUACAUCUUUUCUCUGGUGGAGGAGGACACAGAGCGGAUGCUCAUGGGCCUGCGCUUCUCUCAGGACCGGCUCCACUUCCUGUUCCUGGGCCCGGGAGGGUGGGAGCGGCUGGCCUUCCGGUCCGUGCGGCUCGCCGACGGCCGCUGGCACACCCUGGUGCUGGCGGUGAGCGGGCCGUACGCCACCCUCACCGUGGACUGCGGGAUGCCCCUGGACCUGGCGAACGGGAAGCCAUUCCCCUCCGCGUUCAGCACCAAGGGCUCCAGGUUCUACGUGGGCAGCCGGAAGCGUUGGAAAGGCCUGUUCUCCGGGCUGAUGCAGCAGCUGGUUCUGUUGCCCGGGUCCGACGCUACCCCGCGCAUUUGCCCCUCCUCGAACCCCAGGCUCGCCGUCCUCUCCGUGCCCCAGGCCCUGCUGCAACUGCCAAUCAAAUCGCCCGGGACCGAAGCCCUAAUCUACCCUUACGAGGCUGAUUUGCGCGUGACCCUGGGGACGCAGCCUCUUUGCGGGAAGACGGAGCUGGGCCAGCUGUGGUUUGACACCCUAAAGAGGGGCCUCUUCCUGUGUGACGGCGGGGCCUGGGUCUCCAUGCUGCAAGAGAAAGAGCGGCUGGACUACGUGGAGGAUUACCAGGACCUCUACACCAACUCCGAGACGUUCGACGUGGAGGUUUUCCAGAUCCCCUCCGUCGGCCUAUUCGUCGCGACCGCAAACCGCGAUUCUAAGCGGGGAUCUGGGAUUUACAAGUGGAGCGACGGGAAGCUGGAGCCGUACCAGAACAUCAGCACCUGGGAAGCGAUGGCCUGGAAGUACUUCACCGUGGACAAGAAGAAGUUUUUGGUGGUGGCCAAUUCUCGGGGGAAGAGGGCGGGGGACCGGGAGCUGUCUGUCAUCUACAAGUGGAGCCCGAGGAAGCUGAGGUUCCUGCAGUACCAGUCGCUGGAGACCCACAGCGCCCGCGACUGGGAGGCCUUCCACAUCCAGGGGGAGGACUUCCUCGCCGUGGCCAAUCACAGACAAGGAGACAACAACCACAAUAUCAACAGCGUGAUCUACAAGUGGAACCCGGGCGCGAAGGCCUUCGAAGUGAACCAGACCAUCCGGACCUCGGGGGCGUACGACUGGGAGUUCUUCACCGCCGGCCCGUACCACUUCCUGGCGGUGGCCAACACGUUCGACGGCGCCUCCACGCAGAUCGAGUCCGCCGUCUACGUGUGGCUGGGCGGGACGUUCCAGCUCUUCCAGGCCAUCACGACAUUUGGAGCGACAGACUGGGAGAUGUUCCAGAUCGGAAGCAGGAUCUUCCUAGCGGUGGCCAAUGGGCAAAAAUUAUACAGGAAAGGGCCGAGCGUCUACAAUCUCAACUCCACCAUCUAUGAGCUCAACAUGGCCACCAAGACUUUCCUCAUGUUUCAGGACAUUGCCACCUACAGUGCAGUUGACUGGGAGUUUUUUACGCUGGGUGAUGAAAAGUUUCUGGUGGUGGCCAAUUCCUACGACGGAACGUCUUACUCUUUAAACAGUGUCAUUUACAGGUGGCAGGGGUAUGAAGGGUUCGUGCCCGUCCACCGGCUGCCCACCAUUGGGUGCAAGGACUGGGAGUUCUUCGCCUCCACAGAGGGGUCCUAUCUCAUCUACUCCAGCGCCACAGAGCCCCUGUCCAAAGUCUUCCGGCUGAAGACCUACUGACAGACGCUGUAUGACCAAAAGUGUCUGGACACCCCUUGGUCUGGGGGGUGUUUUUCAUGGUUUGGACUGGGCCCUUCAGUUCCAGUGAAGGCAAAUCUUAAUUAUACAGCAUGC
Anguilla anguilla (European eel) is the source of this 2635-nucleotide messenger RNA. Its product is annotated as thrombospondin-type laminin G domain and EAR repeat-containing protein-like. Gene Ontology annotation, biological process: signal transduction. The transcript has 12 exons. Bases 518 to 2521 code for a protein of 667 amino acids. The record is from RefSeq and is a predicted model, not a curated record. NCBI's taxonomy places the organism in Eukaryota, Metazoa, Chordata, Actinopteri, Anguilliformes, Anguillidae.